Messenger RNA from Penicillium argentinense, 648 nucleotides. RefSeq lists its product as uncharacterized. Lineage: Eukaryota; Fungi; Ascomycota; Eurotiomycetes; Eurotiales; Aspergillaceae. The transcript has a single exon. The record is from RefSeq and is a predicted model, not a curated record. The coding region runs from base 1 to 648 and encodes 215 amino acids. Gene Ontology annotation, molecular function: O-methyltransferase activity.
AUGGUCGACCCAAAGGUCAUCGCAACCCUCACUUGCUGGCACGAUAUUGUUGGACCUGCUUAUGGCUCACUUCAUCGGGUCCUGACUAGCGGUCCCAAUGGCCCUGAGGGAAGCGGGAAGAAGACGGCGUUCCAGGUCACCCACAACACCACGCAGAGCUUCUACGACUGGCUUGAAUCACGUCCCAAGCAACGCGCGAGCUUCAACGGGUACAUGGCCGCAGUUCAUGCAGACACGAUGAAAUGGCUUGACGUGGUGAACGUUAAUGAGGAAAUCGCACACAACGCGCACGAGAACGAUGUGGUCUUUGUCGAUGUCGGUGGCGGCGACGGUUCGCAGUCUAUCGAGGUGCAAAAGGUACACAUUCUCGGCGGUAAGAUAAUUAUGCAGGAUCGUGUCGCCGUUGUCGAGGCGGCGACAAAGGCACACGAGGCCGGCGUGGAGACCAAGACAUACGACUUCUUCACUGAACAGCCUGUCAAAGGAGCCCGGGCCUAUUUCAUCCAGUUCGUCCUUCUCAACUGGGCCGACGACGACUGCGUGCGCAUUUUCGCCACCCAGGCUUCCACCAUGGGUCGCGAUAGCGUGCUGAUGAUCGUUGACUACGUGCAAGGGCACAGGUGGGAGACCAGGAGCGAGCUCCCAUAG